Linum trigynum is the source of this 3270-nucleotide messenger RNA. The record is from the annotation of a GenBank genome assembly. NCBI's taxonomy places the organism in Eukaryota, Viridiplantae, Streptophyta, Magnoliopsida, Malpighiales, Linaceae.
AUGACUAACGGUGAGGUGCCUGGAGGCGGGUGCGUCCCGUUGGGAACAACUGGCUCUCAUGAUCCGUUAAAUUUGUCCCCGGCGAAGUCGGAAGCGGGUGAUCUGUCGCCGGGUUCGUUGUCGGAGUACUCGUCGUGUGGGGAGUCGGAGUUCGAGAGGUAUUGUAGUGCAAACUCGGUGAUGGGGACACCCAGUAUGUGUAGCUCGCUUGGACCGGCCAACGAUUAUCUGGAGUCUGAGUUUGGUUCUCUCAGGAGUUUGGAGAAUUUUAGUUUGGGAGGGGGGAUUGAUAGGGAUGUGGAAGGACGGAAGCUGUCGGAUUCUGGUGUUGAUUGUUUGAAAAGGGGAGCGGUUGAUGUGGGGGAUGAUGGCCGUGGUGUGGGAUUUCAUGGUGGUGGAAGGGUGCUUGGAGAGACUAGUGGACUGACUGGAAAACUGGAAGGUUGGCAAGAUGGUGUUCAUGAGGGUAAUGGUGAGGCUGGUAGUGAUGAUGCGCUUGGGAAGAUGGUGAGUGAGGGGGGAAAUGAUGGUUUCUUAAGUGGGUUGGAGUCGGAGAUGCAUUUAAAGUCUUACAAAGAGAACGUAGGGUUAGAAGGGGAGGGCGAUGGGGAUUCUGAUGAUGAGGAUGAUUCCAUGUAUGGCUGUGGUUCAGAUGAUGAGAAUAGGAAGAAUUUGUACGUCCAGGGAAAAGUACAAUAUAGCAAGGACGUAACAGUAGACAGCGAGAAUCCAUUGCUCAUCAAUUCGUCUGUAGCUUUUGGUUCAGAUGAUUGGGAUGAUUUUGAGCCAGAAAUCGCUGGUGGUAAUCUAGCUUCUCUUACCCUGGAUGAAUUUCAGGAGCGGCAUGGACAAGAAUUAGGAGCUCAAAGAAUGUUUCUUAGUUCCAUGCCCAUGACUGGGGUAGCGGUUGCUGGUCCAACUGAGGUGGGUGGACUUGUGACAGAGGCUCUCACUUGCAGUAAACGAAUUGCAGGUUUUGGAUCUGAUGAAGAUAUUGGUGGCUGUUCUCUGGCUCCUAUAUGUCUUCAGAAGUCUGAACCAGAGCAAUUGGAAGGGGUGAGAGAUAUUUCUGUAGCCAGUUGCCAGCUCAAAGUAACUGAUGGACUGUCCAAGGAUCAUAGAAGCUCAUCAUCUGUUGCAUCUGAUCUUUCAAGCAUUUGUGGACUAGACCAAGAGGAUGUUAGGGAUCACAGUCUUCCUUAUAAAAAUGGGGUUACUAACGUCACAGCCGAGCUUUUUAAGGACAGUUCAAUAAGUGAUUUGCAUGAGCUGGAGCUUGAUCCACUAGAUGGAAAAGUUUUUGCAGGGCUACAAUCGGAGAGUUUAAGUUCUGACAAGCAAAUGGAAUCCCAAUAUAUGAGUAGGGGGAACAUCGGUUUUAUGAGUGAUCACAAAGUCUCACAAAAUCUAGAGACGAAGAGUGUCGAAGUAAAAGUUGAUCCUCCCCUCACUCAUCAUUCUAAAUAUUCUGGGACACCUUACUUUGAAGAUCAUGAAUGGACCUCCACUCAUUCAGCAGUUCAGGAUAACAGUGGUGAAACAUCCAAAGUCACUUCAGACUUGACAGUUACCUCCGAUUAUCAUCGAAUGAAGAUUGAGACAGGAAACCUUGAGCUCAAUGAAUUUUAUGAUGAGAUUGUCAAUGAGAUGGAAGAAAUCCUUCUUGAUUCCCAUGAAUCUACAAGGCCGAAGUUCCUCCAGGGUAACUACAGUUUUCACUCACAACUAAGUUUGCCACAAAGAGAUGGUGGAAGAACUGCCUCAACUUCUGGAUCAGUUGAUACUUACUCAUUAACCAAGCAGUUGCAGAGAAUUCAUGGAGCUGAUGUGAUAGGUGCAAAGCAAAAGAGAGGAGAUGUCUCAUUCAGUGAAAGAUUGGUCGGGGUCAAAGAGUACACAGUUUAUAUUAUAAGGGUGUGGAGUGGUACAGAUCAAUGGGAGGUUGAACGUAGAUACCGAGAUUUUCUGACACUGCACCGUCAGCUCAAAUCAUUAUCUGCUUAUCAAGGCUGGUCUCUACCUUUGCCCUGGUCAUCUGUGGGGAAGGAACCCACAAAAUUGUUUGGCAGUGCCUCUCCAGAUGUUGUUUCUGAGAGAAGUGCUCUAAUUCAGGAGUGUUUGCAUUCAAUUCUACAGCCUGGGCUCUUUUCUAGUCCUCCCAGUGCAUUGUUUUGGUUUUUGUGUCCUCACGAUUCCUUGCCUAGUUCUCCUGUGUCGGAAACACAAGCAACUGGUUGUACAAUUUGGAAUGGUGGGGAAACUUCAGGAAGUCUAGCCAGUUUUGGGAAAACAAUAUCACUGGUUGUUGAAAUUCGGCCUCAGAAAUCUAUGAAACAGUUGUUAGAAGCACAGUAUGAUACUUGCGCUGGAUGCCACAAGCAUUUUGAUGUCGGUAAAACACUUAUUCGUGAUUUUGCCCAGACCCUUGGCUGGAGAAAGCCUAGGGUAUGUGAAUACACUGGUCGAUUAUUUUGUUCUUCUUGCCAUACAAACGACACUGCAGUUUUGCCAGCACGAGUACUUCAUUAUUGGGAGUUCACCGAAUAUCCAGUCUCUCAGAUGGCUAAGUCCUUCCUGGAUUCCAUACACGAUCAGCCAAUGCUCUGUGUCAGUGCCGUUAAUCCUUUCCUGUCCUCCAAGGUACCGGUCUUGCGCCAUGUUAUGAGUGUCAGGAAGAGAAUAGGAAGCAUGCUUCCUUUUCUUCGCUGCCCAUUCCGCAGGACCAUAAACAAGGGACUUGGUUCUCGAAGAUAUCUUCUUGAAAGCAAUGACUUUUUUGCACUAAGAGAUCUCAUUGAUCUCUCCAAAGGAGCUUUUGCAGCCCUCCCUGUGAUGGUUGAAACAAUGUCCUCCAAAAUCCGCGAGCAUAUAACAGAGCAAUGCCUUGUAUGCUGUGAUGUGGGAAUCCCUUGUGGUGGUCGUCAAGCUUGCGAUGACACAUCUUCACUCAUUUUUCCCUUCCAGGAAUCUGAGAUUGAGAGGUGCUCCUCCUGUAACUUGGUGUUCCAUAGAUCCUGCUUCAGAAAGCUUCCAACCUGUUCUUGUGGAGCACGCCUGGGAGGCACUGAUGCUGUGAUUCUGGCUAGUAGAUCAAUCCAACCACAGGUCCAUAACAGAUCGCUGGGAAGAUCAACAUCCGGUUCAACUGCUCGGUUACUCUCUGGACUGUUCUCAAGGGGAAAGGCACACAAGGCGAGUGAUCGCAAGGACAGUGACCCUGUGAUCCCGAUGGGUUCUUUGCCUACUUCAGCACUUCUUGACAACCUUUAA